AUUAAAUUAAAUAAACGGUAAAACAGUGUUUGAAUGCAUGACUGAUAGCGCCGUCUAUGGGUUGAAGUGGACGUCAUUUAUUGACUUCCGUUUCCUUUUGGUUUCGGUCUUUCAUUCACUCAAAAGAUCCCAAGACGUGUUGAGACACGAAAUAAUUGGUCGAAGAGAUGGCGAAAAUGAAUAAAUUGGUGACUUCUGCCCGAAGGAAGAACCGGAAGAAUCACUUCAACGCUCCGUCACAUAUCCGCCGACGGAUCAUGUCUUCGCCGCUCAGCAAAGAGUUGAGACAGAAGUAUGGCGUCAGGUCUAUACCCAUCAGGAAGGACGACGAGGUCCAGGUGGUGAGAGGUCACCAUAAGGGUCAACAGGUGGGCAAAGUGGUGCAGUGCUAUCGGGCAAAGUAUGUCAUUUACAUCGAGCGCAUCCAACGAGAGAAGGCCAACGGCGCCAGUGUUUACGUCGGUAUUCAUCCUUCAAAGGUGGUGAUCGUUAAGCUGAAGAUGGAUAAAGACCGCAAACGAAUCCUCGAGCGAAGAGCUAAAGGCAGACAAUUGGCCGACGGAAAGAUGAAAGGCAAACAUACAGAAGAAUCAGUCGCUAUGGAGACGUCUUAGAGCUGAUCCGCAGUUUUGACAUCAUUUGAAUUGUUUUUUGUCUAAAAUUAAUAAUAAAAGAAAUUAUUAACAAA
This is a messenger RNA of Medioppia subpectinata, 688 nucleotides long. The record is from the annotation of a GenBank genome assembly. Lineage: Eukaryota; Metazoa; Arthropoda; Arachnida; Sarcoptiformes; Oppiidae.